Messenger RNA from Schistocerca piceifrons (Central American locust), 657 nucleotides. RefSeq names its product myrosinase 1-like. Gene Ontology annotation, molecular function: beta-glucosidase activity. Lineage: Eukaryota; Metazoa; Arthropoda; Insecta; Orthoptera; Acrididae. Gene Ontology annotation, biological process: carbohydrate metabolic process. The transcript has 5 exons. Bases 1 to 657 code for a protein of 218 amino acids. The record is from RefSeq and is a predicted model, not a curated record.
AUGUACCACUGGGACCUACCCCAAGCGCUGCAGUACCUCGGUGGGUGGGUUAACGAGAUCAUGGUCGACUACUUCGCGGACUACGCCAAGCUGCUCUUCGACAAUUACGGAGACAGGGUGAAGUGGUGGAUCACGUUCAACGAUCCCGUCAUGAGCGUCUGGGGCUACGCCAUAGCCGGCGUGCCGCCCGGCCUUCCGGCGACGGGCGUCGGCGACUACCUGGCGACGCACACGCUGGUGAAGGCCCACGCGCGCGUCUGGCACCUGUACGACGAGCAGUACAGAGCGACACAGAACGGUUCUGUGGGAAUGACAUUUAGCAGCCCACAUUACGAACCGUAUACAAACUCUACUGAAGACGUAGAAGCAACUGAGAGACAAAGACAGUUUAAGAUUCCACUCGAUCAGUCAGCCGCAGGGUUCAGACAGAUACUGAACUGGUUGGUUGCCGAAUACCCUGGAUACCCCAUUUUCGUGUCGGAAAAUGGCCUAGGCAACGACGGUAGCGUCGGUCUGAACGACACGGACAGAGUAGAGUAUUUUGCGGCUUUCCUUCCUGCCCUUUUGCAAGCUGUGAACCUAGACAACGUUCCCGUGGUCGGCUACACGUGCUGGAGUCUCAUGGAUAAUCUGGAGUGGCAACUGGGAUACUCGUGA